Messenger RNA from Ipomoea triloba (trilobed morning glory), 2307 nucleotides. Its product is annotated as glucomannan 4-beta-mannosyltransferase 9. Bases 242 to 1843 code for a protein of 533 amino acids. The record is from RefSeq and is a predicted model, not a curated record. NCBI's taxonomy places the organism in Eukaryota, Viridiplantae, Streptophyta, Magnoliopsida, Solanales, Convolvulaceae. Gene Ontology annotation, cellular component: Golgi apparatus. Gene Ontology annotation, molecular function: mannan synthase activity. The transcript is spliced from 10 exons.
CAAGUCACCAACCAGAAGCCAAACUAAAGUUCCUAUAAAGAGACUGCUCUGUUUGUCUCUCUCCCCCAUCUUCCCUCUCUCUCUCUCUCUCUUUCCCUGCAUUGCUCUGCUUCUGUUCUCCAUUGAUUACAGAAGCAGAAAGCUUUGAGGGCGGCCUGUUACUUUUCUCCCAUUUUCCAUUGUUCUUUGUAGCUUGUUCAAGAAUUUCUGCUGCACAUUUUCAGAUCCGGGGAGCGGAGAGAUGGACGGGCUUUCCACGACGGCGCUUCUUCCGGACGCGUUUUCCGGCGGGCGGGAUGAUUUGAGCAGCCAAAUGAGCAUAAUCUGGGCGCAACUCAAAGCCCCAUUGAUCGUCCCCGUCCUCAGAAUCGCAGUGUUUCUCUGCUUGUUGAUGUCUGUCAUGCUGUUCGUGGAGAGAGUGUACAUGGGAGUCGUCAUCUCCCUCGUGAAGCUCUUUGGAAGAAAACCUGAAAAACGAUACAAAUACGAGCCAUUGAAGGAUGACGUGGAGCUUGGGAAUUCGACUUACCCAAUGCUUCUUGUUCAAAUACCCAUGUACAAUGAGAAAGAGGUUUAUCAGCUCUCAAUUGGAGCUGCAUGUGGCCUUUCCUGGCCGUCUGAUCGUAUCAUAGUCCAAGUUCUUGAUGAUUCAACAGACCCCAUUAUCAAGAAUAUGGUGGAAAUGGAGUGCCAAAGAUGGGCAAGCAAAGGAAUAAACAUAAAGUAUGAGAUAAGAGACAAUAGGAAUGGAUACAAGGCAGGGGCAUUGAAGCAAGGCUUGAAACAUUCGUAUGUGAAGCAAUGUGAUUAUGUAGUCAUCUUUGAUGCGGAUUUUCAACCGGAGCCUGAUUUUCUUUGGCGAACCAUUCCUUUUCUAGUUCACAAUCCUCAACUUGCCCUCGUCCAAGCGCGCUGGAAAUUCGUAAAUGCUGAUGAAUGCUUGAUGACAAGAAUGCAAGAAAUGUCAUUGGAUUAUCAUUUCACUGUGGAGCAAGAAGUGGGCUCAUCCACCUAUGCAUUUUUCGGCUUCAAUGGGACCGCCGGUGUUUGGAGACUGGCUGCAAUUGAUGAGGCAGGUGGGUGGAAGGACCGGACCACCGUUGAAGAUAUGGACUUGGCUGUUCGGGCUAGUCUUAAAGGAUGGAAAUUUUUGUACCUUGGCUCUGUCAAGGUGAAAAAUGAAUUACCCAGUACAUUCAAGGCAUACCGGUACCAACAGCACAGAUGGUCAUGUGGACCUGCAAACCUUUUCAGAAAAAUGUUAAUGGAGAUUGUGAGAAAUAAGAAAGUAACGGUAUGGAAGAAAGUUCAUGUGAUCUACAGCUUCUUCGUGGUGAGGAAGGUGAUAGCCCACAUUGUCACUUUUAUGUUCUACUGUGUAGUACUGCCUGCAACUGUUCUGGUCCCUGAGGUUCAGGUUCCCAAAUGGGGAGCAGUUUAUAUCCCUUCUGUCAUCACUCUUCUCAACGCCGUUGGAACUCCAAGGUCGUUACAUUUGCUGGUGUUCUGGAUACUUUUCGAGAAUGUAAUGUCUCUCCACCGGACCAAGGCUACCUUCAUUGGGUUGUUGGAAGCUGGGAGAGUGAAUGAAUGGAUUGUUACAGAGAAACUAGGCGAUGCUUGCAAGCUAAAACCAGCACUGAAGGCCUUUAAAAAACCUCGCUUUAGAAUUGGAGACAGGGUUCAUGUUCUAGAGCUGGCAACUGGUGCCUAUCUCUUCAUCUGCGGAUGCUAUGAUGUUGCAUUUGGGAAAAACCACUAUUUCCUUUACCUCUUCAUGCAAUCGAUCGCCUUCUUCAUAGCUGGAUUCGGAUAUAUUGGCACAUUCAUUCCCAACUCUUAACACAUGCAGAUUGCUCCAUCUCCUCCGCUCAUGUUCUUGCCCCCCGUGCUGCCUUAAUUAGCAGCAGCAGCAUUUUGCACCUGCAGAUUUGGGUUUUGUCUGCUUUUUAGUCUUUCUUAUAAAAUCGAAGAAAGCUGGUUUAUUUGAUUUAAUUUGGGUGUAAGACAUAAGAAUUCUAUUUGAGCAGUACGUAGCUCGAAUGGAUGUGUUUUCCCUCUGUAUAUUUCAACAAGUAAGGGCAAUACUAUACAGACAAGGAAAGAAGAUGCACUGUGAGAAGAAUUAAGGCAUGCAUAUAUAUAUAUUCAUUCAUACAGAGAAAUAGGCAAAAUGUUGCAUGUCUACCCUCUGAAGCACAUUAUAUUGUUAUAUAGGUAGCUUAAACUCAUUACUGAUUUCCCAAAAUUCUUUCCAAAUUAAAUCAAAUGAAAUCUCGAUCUGUUGGCUUGUACUUGUUUAUAAAA